Molecule: messenger RNA, 2640 nt
Organism: Cydia amplana
Lineage: Eukaryota; Metazoa; Arthropoda; Insecta; Lepidoptera; Tortricidae
Gene: Psf
Product: hrp65 protein-like
Exons: 11
Coding region: 139-2142 (667 amino acids)
Biological process (GO): regulation of DNA-templated transcription
Cellular component (GO): nucleus
Molecular function (GO): RNA binding
Source: RefSeq, a predicted model, not a curated record
CGCUCCACCCGCCAUUUUGAUUUCUACUUUCGCGUGCAUUGCGUCACGGCGUUAGACUACCAUAUAAGUGAAGUAAAUUAGUGAAAAUACGUUUUAAAGUGUAGUAAACACAACAUAUUUUAAAUCCUAGGAAAUCGUAUGCAAACCCAAGCCAUGAACCACUACGGUAAUCAAAGAGGUUUUGGAGGGCCGCCUCAGCCUCAGAGACAGGGCGGUCGCCGUGGAAACGGUAGAGGUGGAUUUAGAGGACCAACGCGUUUUGAUCAAAAUAACCAAAAUCAGAGGAAUCAAAAUCAGCCGCAAGGAGGUCAACGUCCCAAUAACGAGCCUAAGCCAGCUCCCCAAGCUGAAAAGCCCCAGCAGCAGCAGCAGACUCCACAACAGCAACAGCGUCCGCAGCAGCAGCAACAAACACAGCAGCAACGCCCGCAGCAACAACAACAGCCACAGCAGCCAAGGCCGCAGCAGACACCAGCCCAGCCGACACCAGCUGCCACACCGCAGAAGCAGGAUCCUCCGGCGGCAGCUCCACAGCAGCCCAAACCCAACACCACCCCCAACAAGCCUGCGGCACAGGACAGUGUUGAUAAUGUGAUUGUCAUUGAUGAUCAGCCGUCAAAGCCGGCCAACCAAAAUCAGCAGAAGAACAUGAAUGGAAACUUCGGUGGCAACAAGCAGGGUGGCUGGCAGGGCGGAAACAAGCAAGGUGGCAACUUCAACCAAGGCGGCAACUUCCAACAUGGACCGAACCAGGGCCCGGGCGGGAAAUUUGGUGGGAAUAAGAACUUCGGCCAGAACCAGGGCGGUCAAGGAGGACCUUUUGGACAGAACAAGGGAGGCCCUGGAGGCCCGGGUGGCCCAGGUGGCCCGGCCCGGAAUCAGCAGAGGCAAAGCCGAGGGCCCAUGCUGGAUAAUCAGGGAAAACCAGUACAGAGAGAGGAACAAAUGCUUGCCAAUAAGUUGAAGGAUCUGGUGGGACCACUGGUCGACUUGCCCCCCCUAGACCAGACUGAACUCAAAUUCAACGGCAGGAGCCGUCUGUACAUAGGCAACUUCACGUCAGACAUGACCGAAGAAGAAAUACUAGGCCUGUUCGCUCCUUACGGAGAAUCAGCAGAAUUGUUCCUUAACAAGGAGAAAAACUUUGGAUUUAUUAAAAUGGACUACAGAGUAAACGCAGAGAAAGCCAAACGCGAGUUGGACGGCAAGAUGCGUAACGGCCGAACAUUGCGAGUCAGAUUCGCGCCCCACAACAGCGCGGUCCGCGUCAAGAACCUGCCCCCGUUCGUGUCCAACGAGCUCCUGUACCGCGCCUUCGAGAUCUUCGGCAAGAUCGAGAGGGCCUACGUGAAGGUCGAUGAGCGCGGGAAGUCCAUUGGUGAAGGCGUGGUGGAGUACGCCAGGAAGCCCAGCGCUUUGGCCGCCAUUCGCAACUGCACUGAGCGAUGUUUCUUCUUGACAUCGUCGCUACGGCCAGUAAUUGUGGAAAGCUUCGAGGAGCCCGAUGAGUUUGAUGGUUACCCGGAGAAGAACCUGCCCAAGAAGCACCCUGAUUUCCUGCGCGCCCGUGAGUACGGGCCGCGCUUCUCCGAGGCCAACAGCUUCGAGCACGAGUACGGCACCAGGUGGAAGCAGCUGCACGAGCUGCACCGCCAGAAGGAGGAGGCGCUCAAGAAGGAGCUGGCCGCCGAGGAGGAGAAACUGGAGGCCCAGAUGGAGUAUGCCAAAUACGAGCACGAGACGGAGCUGCUGCGCGAGCAGCUGCGCCAGCGCGAGCAGGACCGCGAGCGGCAGAAGCGCUCGUGGGAGCUGGCCGAGCGCGCCGCCGACGAGCGCCGCGAGCAGGACCGCGCGCUGCUGCUGCGCCAGGAGGAGGACCUCACGCAGCGCAUGCGCCACCAGGACGACGAGCUGCGCCGCCGCCAGCAGGAGAACACGCUCUUCGUGCAGGCCCAGCGGCUCAACUCCAUGUUGGAUCGCCAGGAGCAAGGCAUGUUCGACCAACAGCAGCCUAUGGACGGAGGCUUCAGGGACGGAGGCUUCGACAUGCCCCCGCGCGGUUUCGAUGACAUGCCGCAGGGCCGCGGCUGGGACAACUCGCGCCAAAUGGAUGAUUUCCCUAACAAACGCCGACGAUUCUAAACACGCCGCUGCUGACAUUCGUUGCAACACUGUUGCGCCCGCUUGACACUUAUAUACGUCAUCUACGGUUAAAUUAAAUAUAAAGCGACAUCUCAAAAUAAUUCCAAUAUAAUCCGUAGCUUAGAACAUAGCUAAUUACUUUAAUAAUACCGGGAUAUGUUAAAUCCGCUAAGUAUAUUUAAUUUAAUCGCAGAUUUGUAGUACACAGACUUCUGUGUCAUUAAUUAAUCUCUAAUAACUUAGUAACUUGCGAUUUAGAGUUUUAAAUUGAAUGUAACUCGUAAGCGAAUUAUCGCGCGUUAGCAAUGCGAUAUAUUUUUUAUUUAGAAUGAAUGAAGCGUAUGAAUGGGAUACACGUAUUGUAGAAUAAGAUAGAUCGUACUUUAGAAGCAUCUUGUGUAUUAAAUAAUGGAAUACUUAGACGGUUUCCGUUGCUAAAAUGCGACAUUACAUUAAAAUAUUCAGUAUUUUUCAUGAUAAAUUAUAACUUGUACACAG